Hyla sarda is the source of this 1777-nucleotide messenger RNA. It is a transcript of the gene METTL18, whose product is annotated as methyltransferase 18, RPL3 N3(tau)-histidine. Lineage: Eukaryota; Metazoa; Chordata; Amphibia; Anura; Hylidae. The transcript is spliced from 2 exons. The coding region runs from base 674 to 1717 and encodes 347 amino acids. The record is from RefSeq and is a predicted model, not a curated record. Gene Ontology annotation, molecular function: protein-L-histidine N-tele-methyltransferase activity. Gene Ontology annotation, biological process: peptidyl-histidine methylation, to form tele-methylhistidine.
UGUUGCACUAUAUAGUAUUUAGUACAGGUCAGUGUUUCCCAACCAGGGGUGCCUUCAGCUGUUGCAAAACUAUAACACUGUGUUGUACUGUAAUGCAGUUGACCUGUUAUAUUCAGUAUUUUCCACACUAGAGGACAGGCAGGAACUGAUAGCAGCUCCCAGUAUAAGAAAGGAGACAAUAUAGUGGGUGAGCGGCAGAACAAUGUUUGCAGCUAUGUCAUAUUUCUAAGAUUUGGUUUUCAGGCGCUUCUAUGGGAUUUUGGCGGCUUAAUCAUCUUCUUUAGGACUGUUAUAGCGCUGAGGUCGCUUCCAUAUACAUGUAUGGAGAUCUUUCUCCUCAACCGCCUGCUCCUCUACUACACUCCGCUACACGCUGCACAUCGCUUCUCUUUCCUGUCAGGAAGCUUUGUGAGUAACUUCCGGUAAGCGCUAGGACUCCAGAUAACGCGAGACCUCGUCAUGUUACUGUUUAAUAAAGUUUCGUCAAUUUGAAUAGCGUGGCCUUCCGGUUGGACAGAGGAAUUGUGGGAGUUGUAGUCUUCUUUGCCUUCUCUUCCCCAGGUCUUCCUUUCCCGGCCGACACGGAACUGCAGCAGCUGUAGUUCAGGACAUCCGAUGUGGGACAUAAAAGGAUUAAUUCUUCCCUUUUGGAAAGCUUCCUCUGUAUGGUACAAUGUCAUUUCAAUUUAAUUUCAACAUUGAAGAGAGAGAAAGCAGUCCUGGUGAAUGUGAAAUAAGCCUUUCAAAGCACACGCCAACAAUCCCAGACAAAGAUGUACAACCAGAGGAUUUCAAUGACCUUAAUAGAUCCAGUCAAAAAGAGUGUGUGGACAACAAUGAAUGUGAAAGCAAUGCUAAUAGUAUAGCUAGCAAUAAAACCUUAUUCUGCAAACCAGCCGCUGAGCACCAGAUCCCUGAAGAUGUUUGCAGUGUGUUAGAAAAUAAAAUUGUGGAGAGCAGCCUGGGCCUACAGUUUGUUAAUGUUUCUGUUGUAGAAAAGACGUUGUCUGACUCAGAUGUAUAUGGUGAAGACAUAGUGAACAAAUCCAUUACAUCCAACUCUGAUCUUAUAUCUGGCGUAUAUGAAGGAGGAAUGAAAAUUUGGGAGUGCACUUUUGAUCUGAUAAGGUACUUGGAAGACAAAGCUGUAAACUUUGAAGAUAAAGCUGUUUUGGAUCUAGGUUGUGGAGCUGGAUUGUUAGGAAUAUUCUCCUUGAAACAAAAUUCUAAGGUGGUUCAUUUUCAAGACUACAACAGCACUGUAGUAGAAGAGAUAACCAUCCCCAAUGCUCUAGUAAACUGCGAUAGCAAUGAUUUAACCAAUAAUAUCAAUGAACCUAGUGGAAAAAGAAUAAAAAAAUCUGAUGCGAAGCCUGGACUGUUAACAAAGUGUCGCUUCUUUUCUGGAGAAUGGUCUCAGUUUACUCAAUUAAUGAAGAAUCAAGAGCCUCCUAUGAAAUACAAUGUUAUUCUAACAUCCGAAACCAUCUAUAAUCCCACUUACUAUAAUGCAUUGCAUGAGGUCUUCCGGAAUUUAUUGGCUGAUGAUGGAAUUGUUUACCUUGCUAGCAAAUCCCAUUACUUUGGUGUCGGAGGAGGUGUUCAUCUUUUUGAGACUUUUAUUAAAGAGAAUAAAGUGUUUGAUAUUCAUACUCUAAAAGUCCACAAUGAUGGGCUUCAAAGAAUGCUUCUUAGCUUAGUCUUUACACAUAGCUGAUAUUUGCAUUGUAUAUAAAAAAAAAAAUUAUACUUUUAUAAAAGUAUGUUAAGACUUUUG